This is a messenger RNA of Vicia villosa (hairy vetch), 587 nucleotides long. RefSeq lists its product as uncharacterized. Bases 1 to 558 code for a protein of 185 amino acids. The transcript has 4 exons. The record is from RefSeq and is a predicted model, not a curated record. Lineage: Eukaryota; Viridiplantae; Streptophyta; Magnoliopsida; Fabales; Fabaceae.
AUGGGAAUUAUAAAGACAUACUCAGAUGUGUUCCCAUCAUCAGGCGUAAAGAGCAAUCCAGUCACCUCUUUUUUACUCUUGAACUUCGGAGGGGCUGAUGUUGUGCCCAAACACAGUGUACGUUUCGACUGGCAACAUUUCCUCUCCGUGGCUGAUUUUUUUUUAUGCAGCUUGUUACGAUCCACCUUGGGUGUUGAAGCGGUGGAAUCGGUGUACACUACGAUCAUUGUGAAUCAGGAUGAAGAGUAUUGGGUUAGAGAAGUGUUUGAUGCAAAGAAGAUGCGCAAGAAUGUGAUGCAAUUUCCAGCAAAUGUGAUUGAUAGUUGCCUUCUCCGCCAAAUUUCAAACAUUGUUUUACUUGACUGUGAUAAGGGUGAACCAUACUACUGUGAGAUAAAGAAGAGGGAAGAGAAGAAGGAGACAUAUCUGUGUGGGGCGUGGUUUGAUUACGUAAGGAAAGCUGAUUUGAAGGUCGGUGACAAACUCCAUUUUGUCAUCCGAUACCCACCGGUGGAGGAAAUAUUGGUAUAUGUUGAGCGUAGGGCUGCAACCCCAUAGGGGCACCGAGGAGGAUCAUAGUUGCAAUG